AUGGGUGUCUCUCAGCAAAUGGUGCAGCGCUUGCAGCAGUGCGUGGUUGUGGUGGAUCCCUAUUCGACCGGCGGCAUGCUGGCAGCAGAGUUGCUGCAGCGGAACUACUGCGUUGUGGCCUUGUGGACCUCCGAAGUGCAAGAGAACCGCGGGCACUUUCCGGCAGCCGCGAAAGGCGUCCCGGAGAAGUUCUUGUGCGAACUCGAAGAGCAGGAGACUUUGGCAGCGACUGCCGCGACCAUCCACAAGGCUACCGAUGGCAUGGAGCUGGUCGCCGUGAUGUGCGGCGGUGAGACCGGCGUGAAGGUUGCCGAUGCGCUCGCAGAGUUCUUGGGUCUUCGCGGGAAUAGCACGGCAGAUGGCAUGGAGAACCGGAGGGACAAGCGGGUCCAGCAGGAAGCCGUGAAGGCAGCCGGACUCCGAUCCGUUCGCUCGGCCUGUGGCACCUCCUGGAGCGAGGUCAGCGACUUCGCUGCGCGGGAAGCCUUGCCCCUGAUCGUGAAGCCCGUGGAGUCUGCCGGCUCAGAUGGAGUGAAGAAGUGCAACACCUUCGAAGAGGCAAAGGAACACUUCGAGCUGCUCAUGAAUUCGCAGCGCAAGUGCGGUGCUCAAGGCGCAGCGGUCUUGGUACAAGAGUUUCUCAAAGGCACAGAGUACAUCGUCGACAUCGUGUCAAGAAACGGGGUCCACAAGACGACCAUGGUUUGGGUGUACGACCGAAGAGCCGCCAACGGUGGCGAUUUCGUGAUGUACGGACAGAAGUGUGUGCUUGCAGACGAUCCCGUGGCGCAAGAGCUGAUUGCUUACAGCAAAGGCUGCCUGGAUGCCCUGAAGGUCACCAACGGCGCAACGCACACCGAGGUCAUGAUGACCGCCGACGGGCCAUGCCUCGUCGAGGUGAACAGCAGGUGCCACGGUGCUGCGGGCGCUUGGAUGCCUCUCGCGGAAGCACUCACCGGCUAUACGCAAGUGGGAGUUUGCGUGGAUGCCUUCUUGAGCCCCGAGGCUUUUGAUCGUUUGUCCGAGGUGCCUCCGUCACCAUUCCUCAAGGCGGGAGAGAUGGUCAGUCUCAUCUCUUUCCAGGAGGGUGUCGUUGAGGGCACACCUGGUUUUGAUGCAGUCAGGAGACUGCGCUCCUACGUUUCUCUGGAGGAGAACGUCCAUGUAGGGGACCGUGUACAGAAAACCAUAGACCUUUUCACUGUCACCGGCUUGGCGGUUUUGAUCCAUUCAGACCCGGAAGUCCUGGCAGAAGACAUUUUGCUCAUCCGGAAGAUGGAGGUCGAAGGUAGCUUGUUCGAUCUGCAGGGAUGUGAGUCCCCAUGCAGGUCGCUCAGUGGGUCGCCUGUGAUGGGAGUCCUGCCUUCUUGCUUUGAGUUCAUUGUUUCCUUGCUUUGGAGCCUCGGGCCCAACGCCGGCGUGCUCCAGAAAACAAACUAG
Messenger RNA from Symbiodinium sp. CCMP2456, 1440 nucleotides. Lineage: Eukaryota; Dinophyceae; Suessiales; Symbiodiniaceae. The record is from the annotation of a GenBank genome assembly.